ACUGUUACCCGCACAAGGAGAAAAGACAAUGCCCUGUUUGGAUGCCCGAAAUUCUCGUUUAGGGGAAAACCACCUCUUUACUGUAACGAAAGUAGGACAAUUCUAUAGCACCAGUUCCUUCAGAGGUAUAAUACUGCUGUAACUUGUCCACAUUGUAUUUCUACUCAAUCAAAUAGAUGGCUGGGAGUGGGAGGUCUACUCGUUCCAAAACACAGCAAUCUAUGCAGCAGCGGGAAUCCCAGUGUAGAGCAAAGUGGACCACAUCUCUUACCAAGACAAUGCUGGAGGUAAUGGUCGACCAAGUUCAUGAAGGGCAUAUGCAAAACAAGUCUUUUAGUAAGAAAGGAUGGAAAUGCAUUUGUGAUGAAUUCCAUAAAAGAACCGAUCUUACAUGGGAGAGGGAGCAAUUAAAGUAUCGAUAUGCUGCACUAAGAAAGCAGUUUGCUACUAUGAAGUUGCUACUUGAUCAUAGUGCUUUCAAAUGGGAGGAAAUUACAGGUUUAGUAACAGCAACAGAUGAAGCUUGGGACAAGUAUAUCAAGGAUAAUCCAGAUGCAGAGACCAUAAGGAGCACAGGCUGCCCAUUUUACAAGGAGCUGAGCGUGAUAUUUGCGGAUUCUGGAAGUAAAGGGACGUAUAAUGGAUCUACUAGACACAAGGACUGUCUCCCCGGUUCAACACUGUCUCAGGAAGAGUUGUCAUAUUCAGAGUCUGAAGAAGUUCCCGAUUCCAAUGAGCAAGAAAUUCUUCAGUCUGUGAGCUCACCUACUGAUAUAGUAUGUCGAAAGAGAGGGCGUAAGGGGGUUGAUGGUGCUAUUGCAAAAGCUAUAUCUGAGAUGGCUGCUGCUUCAAGACUUAGAGCAUCUGCUAUGAACAAGUGCAAUGAAAAUUUCAGCAUAACCGACUGUAUUAGAGCUUUGGAUGAAUUGGAAGGUGUCGAUGAGCAAGUGUAUUAUGCUGGUUUGGAUCUCUUCUACAAUCGUGCAGCUAGGGAGUUAUUCUUAUCUCUCAAAGUUGAGAAGCGGCUGACAUGGUUGGUUGGCAAAUUGUCCCGGUCCUCCCUAAGUUAAAAAGGAUAAGUCCGACUAAUCUUGUUAUAUAUUCAAGUAGCAAUAUCCUAUCUCAAGUGAGUCAUUUAUUAUUGGGUUUUACAAAGGUGGAAGCUUCAUGUAUAGACCACAUCUCUCUAUCUCUUUCUUCUUUUUUGACAACUAGGAGUAAGACUAGAUUUCAGAAUUUGGAUAAAAUUUAGUGAGAGAGUUGAAACUUGCUAUAGGAGGAAGCAUUUUGUUAAAAAACUAAGCCCACUCAUCAUGCAUUUAGAUGCAUAUUGUUUCUAUUCAUCCUAAGGCAGGACUUGCUGUUGGAGUUGCCAUUGCAGCAACAGUUGUGA
Messenger RNA from Nicotiana tabacum (common tobacco), 1393 nucleotides. RefSeq names its product L10-interacting MYB domain-containing protein. Lineage: Eukaryota; Viridiplantae; Streptophyta; Magnoliopsida; Solanales; Solanaceae. The record is from RefSeq and is a predicted model, not a curated record.